AUGUCUGCAGAGAAAGCACCAGCUGAGAAACUCCCGCUUGCGGUUCGCAAGAACGUUCGGGAUGGAUGGGAGGGCAAGAAAGGGGAUCUUGAAGCGAAACUGCUGGAGCAGCUAGGUGUUGCAUGGACUUUCGAUGUCAACCCUCUCGCCAUUUAUCCUUAUGCAGAAGAAGGAUCCUACGGUAACCACUCUUUGGGAGACUGUAUCUUUGCCUACUUUGAUGGAUUCAUCUAUGGUCUCAACUACUUCCUUCAAUAUCAUGGGGACGCUGGUAAAGACGAAUUGAACGCCGUCUGCCCAAAACACACCAUCACGCUCGUCCCAUCUACCAAGUUCAGCUACUGCGGUACAGAAGUUGUGGACGGUCAACUUCGACUUCUCUUCCACCCCAACAACCUCGGGACAAACAUCAGCAACGUCGCCGAAAAGCUCGCCGAUACGCUGUCCACCGCUCCCCAGCCAUCCGGUGCGCCGUCUCUCAGCUAUGCAGCUCGUCACUCUAUCAAGAGUGAUUACGAUCCUAAGAUCGAAGCUGUUCUUGAAAGCGCUCGCAAGAGUCUGCAUAAUCCCAAUUUUGAAUUCCAGCCUGAUUUCGAUGCCCUAGGAGAGGUGCUGAAGAAGGGUGGUAAGGAUGUGAGAGACGAUUGGGAGUCGAAUCUUGGAAGUUUUGCAUUGAGCUAUUUUGAGAGUUUUGUGAGCGCGCUUGAGAGAGAGAAGUUUGUUGAUGAUGACUUGUUGAGAGAGGGUUUCGAGGAGGGCGUUGAGAAGGGAGUUGUGAAAUUGAGAAUUGUGGACAAGUUGACCAAGGGUUCUUAUAACGAGAUAAUCCUUGAUGAUGGGGCGGCUGUCAUUCAGACCACACCAAAUAACUGGGGAACGAACAUCUACAACGCAGCCGAGAAGCUCGUGGAUAUUCUGUAG
Messenger RNA from Cadophora gregata, 921 nucleotides. RefSeq lists its product as uncharacterized. Lineage: Eukaryota; Fungi; Ascomycota; Leotiomycetes; Helotiales; Ploettnerulaceae. The transcript is spliced from 4 exons. Bases 1 to 921 code for a protein of 306 amino acids. The record is from RefSeq and is a predicted model, not a curated record.